This is a messenger RNA of Thalassophryne amazonica, 1968 nucleotides long. Its product is annotated as Fc receptor-like protein 3. Bases 58 to 1839 code for a protein of 593 amino acids. The record is from RefSeq and is a predicted model, not a curated record. The transcript is spliced from 14 exons. NCBI's taxonomy places the organism in Eukaryota, Metazoa, Chordata, Actinopteri, Batrachoidiformes, Batrachoididae.
UCACUCCUCCAAACUGCUCCACAAACACACUGGUCUCCUCCUCAAGGACCUCCCAGGAUGCCGUGGCUGGUCUUGAUGCUCGCUCUGGACGUCCUCUUGUGUCCAAAGGAUGGCAGUUUGAUGUUUGUUGGAGCUCCGCGGCUCCGUGGCCCCGUGGUGGCAUUGGUCAAGGACGUCGUAGAUUUCCAGUGUGAGGUGACGUCAUGGACCAACGAGUCCGUCCUCCUGCAGCUCUUUAAGCAGGAGGACUGGAGCCAGCUGCUGGCUGAGUACACCUCCAUGGAUGGACAAGUCGGACACUUCCCCAUCCUGGUCACAAAGUCCCACCAGGGCAACCUGGUGUGCGAGGCGCGAGUGCAGAACAACUCCAACAUCCAGCCCGCCGUCAGCUCCGCCCACCACCUGAAGGUCAUAGGUCAGCUGGGUUCAGUGAAGGAGACACCAGAACAAGGAGACGCUGCCGUGACCAGAAUGCUGCACACUGGAACCAGAACCAGAACCAGAACCAGAACCAGGACCAGGCAGCCGCAACGGAGCGAUGGUGACUGGAAUCUUGGAGAACCCGUGCGUGAUGCAGAGCUGGUGGUCCUGUCGGGUCCAGUGGACAUAUUUGAGGGGACGACACUGAUGCUGUCCUGUAAGGUCACAGCGGGGAAUCACCUGGUCUACAGGUGGCUGCUGAACGGUCGCGUCAUCGCUCAGUCUCUUCGCCGCCAUCCUUCACACGACCAGCUGCUCAUCCACAGAACCGUCUCUGAGGACAGCGGCUCCUACGUGUGUGUCGUGAGCAACCAGUUCAACGAGACACACGUCUUCACUGCCAACAGCUCCGACAUCAUCAUCACAGUCAAGGACUUGGUAUCAAAUCCUGAUAUUGACUUCAACAUUGUCUUCAUAGAGAACUCGGAUAUGUAUUUAGCCCAGGUCAGGUGUCAGUCAGGCAGAGGGACUCCGCCCAUCGCCUUCUCACUCUACAACCGGACCAACCUGGUCCACAAUGUGACAGUCGACGAGCCAAAGGCAACAUUCAUGGUGCCGGUGAAACCGGGCCAACACUCAGGAUUGUUCCAGUGCCGUGCAAACAAUGGAGGCCAGGUUGUGUCCAGUCGAUGGCUCACCUUAGACGUCGACCCAGUCAGCGGACCUGUGACACUUCGUUAUGACUAUGACAUCGGAGAAGACUUUGCUGUGAUUGGCCUGAGGUUGUACUGCAACGUGGCAAAGGGUUCACAUCCCCGGUACCAGUGGUUCUUCAACGGUACCCUCCUGCAAGGCCGAGGUAGCUUCUUCUGGGUGGUGGACGGACCUGCAGACGGGUCAGUGCUGCUGCUGUCUGUAGGGGACAACAGCACGGGAACGUACCAAUGCAAGGUGUCCGAUGGUCUCAACAGCGCCGCCGCCGCCAUCAGCAGCCGCGAACAAUAUCUGGACAAACAAGGACUCAACCAACUUCCUGUGUCCGUGGUAGGCGUGGUCUUCGGAAGUUUCACCUUCCUGGUUUGUUUGGUGUGGAUUUGUUGUUGGGUUUCUGUUUUGUUCAGGCGAUGGCGAACCGGACCAACACCUGGGUUGGACAUGAAGAUGGACAACAUGGAGUCUACUGAGGACGAGCUGGACGUGUCCACGUUUGCAGACGACGUUGAGGAGCUGAUGGACUGGAUCAGGUGUCCUACGCCUCCGAAGAGGAAACAUAAAGAUGAAGAAGACGUCCAACCUGCCGUCACAUCAUUUAACUCACUAACUCUGACUAACUCAUCACCAAACCACUGCCGCGCCAUCAGUAGUGGAUCUGUUUCAUUUAUGGCAACAUUUUCUAAAUGUUUCAGACAUUUUCAAUGAAGCUUCUUAAUAAAACACAGUAAUAAUAAUAAAAAAAAAGAAUCUGACCAUUUACCCUGAAAAAUAUUGAAAUAAGAAAAGACAUUAAAUACAUAAGAAUAAUAUCAUUUUAUGAUGUAUUAAUGAACA